Messenger RNA from Trypanosoma conorhini, 2064 nucleotides. RefSeq lists its product as uncharacterized. Lineage: Eukaryota; Euglenozoa; Kinetoplastea; Trypanosomatida; Trypanosomatidae. The record is from RefSeq and is a predicted model, not a curated record. Bases 1 to 2064 code for a protein of 687 amino acids. The transcript has a single exon.
AUGGCGAAGGGCAAAAAGAAGGGGCCCGUUGACGUCUUUGCGACGGUGUCGCCCUCGACCAGCGUGCGAGGGGCUGCGGCCGCCAUUGAGCCGGCGGAGGUGACCUCCGCGGAGCUGCUGGACACGACGCUGGUGAUCACCCCCGCCAUCCCCCGCGUGGAGGUGAGCCUCAACAUUCAGUUUCGCUGCAGCGUCCCGCUUGUCGAGGGGGACACGCUGCAGCUGCAGCUGCCCGGAUUCCGCGGCAAAGCCUCACUCUUCACAACGGAGAGCUCACUGAUGCAGACCAUGGUGGCGUCGCCCCGGCACUUCCGCGCCUACUGGACGGGUGAGGGGGAGAAGAAGGGCAAGGGUCAUGGGAAGCAGCAGCUGCUGCUCCGCUGUGUUCGUCGUGUGGAAACGCAGCAGCUCGUGCUGAUCGUCAUUCCACGCUCGCUAGGGCUGAUCUCCCCAGACAAACUGGCACAGAACUCCUCCAAGAUUAAGAUCAGUGGCCAGGUGAAGCACGCCGAUGGUGGGAAGAUACUGAAGCAGGUGUUUGCUUCCACCACCGAGGUGAAGAAGCGGCCUGUGGCGGAGGAGAUCAAGGAGUACAAGACACUUAUGGCUGGCCUGGAUCAGGCGGGGGGACUAGAAGAGGCGGACGCACACGUGGCCGAGGAACUCUCCUUGGAGGAGGUGGACAACAUCUGGGAAUCCGCCCAUGACCGCUGCCCCUACCCUAUUGCGCUGCAGUGGCACAUCGCCGUCUCCGUCUUUCGCGAAUACGAGGACUUUGGAUCGUUGCUAAAGACGAUUGUGGAGGGGGCCAUCGCCUCUGUCAAGCGGCGCCAACAGCCGCUGGCUCUCUACCGUGAGAUUGCGAAGAACCUGGGCGUGAAGGUUGGGGCCGUUAUUCUCUUUCAGGACGUGGUGAGUAUGCUCUACGCAUCCCUGUAUCCAGCUCUCCCUGGGACGGUGCUGUUGGCGCUUCGCCUCUUCACCAUGGAGCCUAUCGACGUUGCCCGCACUUUCUUGACCAGCGAACCGCCCGCGCUGUCGCUGGCGCACGAAAUAUAUAGUAGCUUUCGCACGGGUGACACAGAGGGGCUAAAAAAGUGGUCCAACACCCUUGCAACCUUGCUGCUUAUCGUCGGCACGCACGCUGCAAGCCAAGAGCAGCAUGCGGAUGCGCCACCGUUGCCGGUGCUGUACUACGGCAUCAAGGAGGUUCCACAGGAUGAGCUUCGCUACCUUCGGGAAAUGCCUGAGAAUGAGUGGUACAUGUUCCCAUUCCUCGCCUUGGCACGCCCUGAUGUGGACUGGACUGAUGAGGAGGCCUUCCCGGUGCCAGAUAAUGCGGUGUUGUUCGAGAUUCACCACGCCGUGGAUGGGCUGGAUGUGUCUGACCUCUCCAUGUACCCGUAUGACAGGGAGUGGCUGCUGCCGCUCUUCUCCUCCUUUCGCGUGACCGAGGUCAAGGUGUACGAGGACCGGAACGGGCUUACGCAUGUUGUGCUGGACAUGCAAGGCUGCCUGCACGGUUCCGUGAAGGAUCCCUUGAUUCCCGAGGAGGACCGCGCCGUGGCGGCGAUGAUGGUGAAGAAGCUGCGCAGCGAGGCCGAAAAGCUCACCUACCGUGCCCGCUUCAUCGCCGAGCACGCCUACCUGCACGUCAGCCUAAACCAGCGGCUGCGGCUGCAGCCUCAGACGCUGCUCCAGGCGCAGUACGUCGAUCACUACUUUGAGGUGAAGCGCUUUUCAGAGGCCAAGUUGGCCGUGGAGGAGGGCAUCGUCAACUGGCAGGUCUGCACGAGCCCGGCGCAGCUGAUGGACCCGGUGGAGGGCGUCAUCAAGCACGCGGUGUGGGAGUCGAUGCCCCGCAAGUUUGCCCUCCUGGCGGAGCAGUACUUUCUCAGCAGAACACGCUUCAAGAAGGUCUUCGAGGUUCACGGCAUCUUCCUGGACUUUGCGGGGUACGUGUGCGACUACGCCGGGAAGGGGCCACGUCCAAUGCGGAGACUGCUGCGGAAGCGCGUCACCCAUGAGGCCCCGCUGCCUGUAUUUGAGGAGUUGCAGAAAUGA